UCAAAUUCGCGGCCACAAAAGUCCUUAAAUACCCCCUCUUCACCUUCGCAAACACAGUUUUACUUGGAACAUUUUCGGAAACAGCGAGUUGUGUUUUGCAAACCAGAAACCUUUCAGAAAGGGACUAUUUUUAAACUUAAACAAUUAAGCAAACAUUUUUUCUUGUCGACACUUUGCAUUAAACCUUUAAAGAAAUGUCACACGAAACAUUUAAUAAUUCACAGUCUGACAGAGAGAUUCGAGAGGAAUCACAAAGACUGUAUGGGUUGAUGGAGAGAGAAAUACCUGACCCUAUGGAGCUUCAAAUGAAAAUACAAGAACUCCAGUUGGAGUUGAGCACCCUAAAGUGCAAAAAGAAUUAUUAUAAAGAUCAUUUCCAUCAGUCAAGAGAUAAGCUUAAAAACAUGAAGGCUCAGUUGUCUCAGAUUGAAAGUGAGAGAAACGAGCAAAAGAAAGAGAACACAGAUCUCAAGGACUCUUUAGAGAGACUUGAGCAGCAAGUGGGAGAAGCUCACCAUAAAACAAUAAAAAAAGAAGAGAUAAUAGAAAAACAACAUAGGGAAAUAUUUCAGAAGACAGAACUCACAGUUGAGCUGAAAAGAGAAAUUUGUACUCUUCAGCAUCGGGUGAGACAGGCACUGCAUGAAAAGCAGUCACAGGUGGAAUCUCUGGAGGCUAAAAUGCAGGAGCAGGUAAGCACAAUUCAGAGGAUGCACCAUGACUUUCAAGAGAAAGAAGAAUAUCUCCUUAAAGAGAACAGCAGCAUUGCUGCUGAGAUAAAAAAAUUAAAAACAGAGAACACAAAUCUCAAGAAACAUUUAGAAAAUCUUGAGUAUCAAGAAAAGACAACAGAAAGUCUGACACUACAAAUAUUUCUGCUGGAAGAAAAAGUCAAAAAGCAGAAUUUCAAACUUGUUCAUAAACAAGAUCUCAUAGAUGAACUUUAUGAACAUCUUAACACGAAAAGAGAAAUAAUUAAUAAUCUUAAGGAUGAGCUGACAAGGGAGGAGGAAGAAAAAGUAUUAGCUGCUGUUCACAACAUCACUGGUGAACCUCUGCAGCAGGAGAGUCUUGCUCAUGAACUUGAGGGGCUUGUUUCUCCUGUCUCAGAACCACCUCCUGAUGUGGUCCCGACACAGGACAAUCUUGGUCUUGAACCUGAGGAGCUUGUUUCUCCAGUCUCAGAACCAUCUCCUGAUGUGGUCCCGACACAGGACAAUCUUGGUCUUGAACCUGAAGAGCUUGAUUCUCCUGUCUCAGAACCAUCUCCUGACGUGGUUCCGACUAGUAGUGGUUCAUGGCGUCAUGGUGCCAAACGCCUACUUAAAAUAGGUUUAGGUGUUGCCGCAGUAGGCCUUAUUAUACCUGCAGCUUACUGGGGAUUUUCAAUGCUUAGCAGUGAUUGCCUAUUUCACUCUGUCUAUAGCCUCCUUGAGCCAUAUUGCUACCUUAGUGAUGGAUUAGUUCCCUUUUAAAGACUAAUAAUGAUGGACUGCUUUUCAUCCACAGUCCAGAAAACCAUACGUUGUUCAUGUUAGACAACAUGAGCAACAUUUAGCUAACUCGUGCUCUCAUUUUUCUUUUCUUUUGCCUCUCACCCCCAACCAGUCGUGACAGAUGGCUGCCCCUUCCUGAGCCUGGUUCUGUCAAAGGUUUCUUCCUGUUAAAAGGGAGUUUUUCCUUUCCACCGUGCCUAGUGCUUGCUCACAGGGGAUCAUUUGAUUGUUGAGGUUUAAUUUGCUUGAACUAAAAAAGUUCAACAUUCUGGUGAGGGGUUCACAUAGUAGGGAGCACUACAAAAGCUACAAAUCUUUUAAAAAGAUUUGUUAGCUGCAAAUAAAAAUAAAGAAAACAAUUUUUGAAAAACAUCUCUUACGUCUCUGUUUAUUUGCUUAAAUGAACACUUGUAUUUUUUGUCAUAGAAGAAUAUACAUUGUCUUAAGUAAGUUUAAUAAUUUUAAAUUUAGCCCUGUCACGGUUCUGGGUCAGUUUGACCCAGUACUUUGAGUUGUUAUGUUUUGG
This is a messenger RNA of Neolamprologus brichardi, 2022 nucleotides long. The record is from RefSeq and is a predicted model, not a curated record. NCBI's taxonomy places the organism in Eukaryota, Metazoa, Chordata, Actinopteri, Cichliformes, Cichlidae.